CCUCUUCCCCCGCAGUUUGUAAAUUCCUGGGCCUUCACGUUUGUCGACUGUAGGGUGGCGCCAGGAUUUCUCACGUUUGUCGACUGUAGGGAGGCGCCAGGAUUUCCUGGGUUUACCCACCGGGCCACCCUCUAACCCCCUUUUGCAUCACGGAGUCUUUGCAAUGCUGUGUCAUGAUUGUGGUAUUGGCUUGUGUGGAGUAGGCUGCUUGAUCUUUUCUCUAACACCAUAUUUCUUCCACUAAUGCUGUUAUUUGGUGACCAGAAAUGGAGAAAAAAGUAAGCAGAAUCUCGCUUGCUUCUGAACCUGACAUAAUUCAUUUUCUACAAAUCACUUGGGAGAAAAGUCUAGGAUCUGGUUUUGUUAUUACACUCACUGAUGGUCAGUCAGUGUGGACUGGGACAGUUGUUGAAUCAGAGAUUUCCCAAGAAGCUGAUGACAUGGCAUUGGAAAAAGAGAAAUAUGUUGAUGAACUGAGAAAAGCAUUGGUGUCAGGCACAAGCCCAGCCGAUACAUACAAGUUUAAUUUUUCUAAGGAGUCUUGUCACUUCUCCUUUGAGAAAAAUCUGAAAGAUGUUUCAUAUUCAAAUAACUGCAGUACAGAUACAAAGUUCAGGAAAUCAACAUCAUCAAGAUUUGAGAAGUGUGUGAGAGCUAAAGAAGAUUUGGAGACUGAUCUUUAUAAACGGUUUGUUCUGGUGCUGAAUGAGAAGAAAGCAAAAAUAAGAAGCUUACAUAAAUUGUUAAAUGAAGUUCAAGAACCAGAAAAGAACAUUGAGCAUGAAAGGGAAACUGCAACAUGUUCUGAAGUAACUGCUGACAGAGAUGCAAUCUAUGAUGAAAGUACUGAUGAGGAAAAUGAAAAUUUGCCUGAUCCCUCUGUGUUAAAGCCAGCUACUUUAAGAGAUGAUUCUAUUAUUUCGAAUCCUGAUGUCACUGAUAUUGCACCAAGCAGAAAGAGGAGGCAGCGGAUGCAAAAAAAUCUUGGGACAGGACCAAAAAUGGCUUCUCAGGAACAUCAACUUCAAGAAAAGGAAAAGCUUGAUCCUCCAGUACCUGAGACAUUGAAAACGCACAGCUCAGCUGAAAACAUGUCUUUAGAAACGCUAAGAAACAGCAGUACAGAAGACCUCUUUGAUGAGAUUUAACUGUCUUAAAAAUAGACUUUGAUGUUCACUAGACUGUGUUUUCUAUUCAUUUCUUUAAACUGAAAUAGCAAAUGUUCUAUUCAGGAGCAGCUAUUACUGCACCUUACAAUUUAAUUACAUAUACACUGAGUUGAAACCAUUGUGCAAAAUGGAUUACAUAUGUAUAUGAAGAUAUGAUUUGAUGACAGUGGUACAUUAUUCUAAACUAUUCACUCAGCGAGCCUAUAAUUACAUAAAAUCUCAGAGUUUUUGUUGCAAAGGACACAUUUAUCUUAAUCAGUUCACACAUAUUCUAUGCAGUAGUUGUCUAACAUCCUGUCUGGGAAGAUAUUGGAACUAGGACAAAGAAAAUGUCCACAGUUCUUUUUUAGUCAUACUCUGA
Messenger RNA from Condylura cristata (star-nosed mole), 1530 nucleotides. RefSeq names its product X-ray repair complementing defective repair in Chinese hamster cells 4 (gene XRCC4). Lineage: Eukaryota; Metazoa; Chordata; Mammalia; Eulipotyphla; Talpidae. Gene Ontology annotation, biological process: response to X-ray; immunoglobulin V(D)J recombination; double-strand break repair via nonhomologous end joining. The coding region runs from base 267 to 1148 and encodes 293 amino acids. Gene Ontology annotation, molecular function: DNA binding. Gene Ontology annotation, cellular component: DNA-dependent protein kinase-DNA ligase 4 complex; nucleus; DNA ligase IV complex. The transcript has 8 exons. The record is from RefSeq and is a predicted model, not a curated record.